AUGUCAUUUACACGUAUGCCCUUCACAAACCUGCAUGCAACAUGGCAGAAGGCUACCGAAUUAGACGCCAAUAGGAAGAUCGAGCGGCUAUUAACGAAGGAAGAAUACUCGAUCUUCAAAUCUGCCCUGCGAGAUCUUAAUUCUUGGUCAGAGUUCUGGAACAACAUUGAUUCGUCCACGACAAGAGCCAUUGCAGUAGCAAAGGUGAAAGCGGAAGUGCAGCUUAGGAUGAUGUCGGUGUACCAUUGUACGUCAUCUGAAGACGAAGAAGUUCUUCCUCCUGCACCAAAAAAAAUAAAAGUAAAAGCAUCGGAG
Paraglomus occultum is the source of this 315-nucleotide messenger RNA. The record is from the annotation of a GenBank genome assembly. NCBI's taxonomy places the organism in Eukaryota, Fungi, Glomeromycota, Glomeromycetes, Paraglomerales, Paraglomeraceae.